Ostrinia nubilalis (European corn borer) is the source of this 4866-nucleotide messenger RNA. Its product is annotated as tudor domain-containing protein 3-like. The transcript is spliced from 7 exons. NCBI's taxonomy places the organism in Eukaryota, Metazoa, Arthropoda, Insecta, Lepidoptera, Crambidae. The record is from RefSeq and is a predicted model, not a curated record. Gene Ontology annotation, molecular function: RNA binding; protein binding. Gene Ontology annotation, cellular component: nucleus; cytoplasm. The coding region runs from base 72 to 2234 and encodes 720 amino acids. Gene Ontology annotation, biological process: mRNA processing.
UUGGUACCGUAUGUCUGGGAAUUUUAUUAUUUUUGUAACAUUAAUAUUUAGUGAAGUCAUGGUGUAAUAUUAUGUUAAAUGACAAUAUGUCACUCCAGGAAGAUCUUAAGGAGUUGGGCUGGCACUUGAGCCAAGAAGGCAUCGAUGCUGUUAGCGAAAAUGGACAAAUAGUGGAUGUAAAUGUUUUAAGUAAGCGAGCUUUAGAUUUCGAUAUAAGGGAUAUAGGAGACGGUUCUUUCCCCGAGGACUUUACCAAAGAUCCCUCAAAACUCGAGAAACCUAUAGUAGUCCAGAUUCAAAAAAUCCGGAAUGUAUCUGCUCCGAAAGCUAACGAGGAGUCUACUUCGGCGCCUCGAAUGUUGAAGUUGAUAUUGCACGAUGGGAAGUCGACGUGUACCGGGCUGGAGAUCCUUCCCAUCUCCAGCCUCAGCAUCAACACUCCGCCGGGGACCAAGCUGCUGCUCAACAACGAAGGGCUGGAGACGUGCCAUGGCGUCGUCUGGCUGACACCUAGUGUCAUCACUGUGUUGGGUGGGAAAGUCUCCCACAUGAUAGAGAAAUGGGAAUUGAAUCGUAGUCUUGCCAAGCACACUAGAGGUGGUAUAGGAGCGGAUGGUGGUCCACCACCAUGGAUUCCAUUUGGCCAGCGUCUUGAGGCGCUUAGUGUAGAAAAACAAUUUAAAAGCCUACAAGAGGCUACCAAGCAGGACAAUGCAGAGUUUGAGGCCCAAAGGAAAGGUGCCAUUGCUGAGGCACAGAGAUUAUCAGGAGUUAAGAAGGUAUUUGGAGGUGGCACAAAACCACUACUGGAUGCCAAUGUCCAGAAAAUUGUUGAUGCUGGAUUCUCAGAGGAACAAGCUGAAAAUGCACUCAAAUAUACUAAGAACAAUGUAGAGAGAGCUUUGAAAAUGUUGCAAAAAAGAGACCAUUCGGAAAAUAGGAACAAAGAAAAACAACAGAAGGAACCUGAGCAGCCCAAACGUAAGGGCAGGAAUAAGGAUCCGAAUGAUGAUGAAGGCAUCCCAGUGAAACCGUCUGGUAAAGUGUCAUUGUUUGACUUUCUGGAAGAUAAAUUGCCUAACGUGCCAGAAAAAGACAAAAACCGCUCAUAUCCAUCAAACUCUGAAGAUAGAGGGGGAAAUUACGGGAACCGUGACAGACAUGGCAAAGGUAACUCUCGCGGCCAGAGCUCACGUUACGAUAAUCCCAACAGAAGAAAUGAGAAUAGGGGACAUUAUAAUGAUAAUCACCAUAACUCACAUAGGGAGGAUAGAAAGUAUCAAACUCAAAACGAGAAACCUCCUAGAUUCCAGAAGAAACUGGAGGAGAAGAAUAAGCAACAACAGCAGCAGCAGCAGCAACAUCAGUUCCAACAACAGCAGCAGCAACAACAACAUCAACAGCAACAACAACAACACCAUCAGCAACAGCAACAGCAACAACAUCAUCAGCAACAACAACAGCAGCAGCAGCAACAGCAGCAGGCAAUCAAUUUGCAGAACCUGAACUUGCAAUACAACCUCCACAUGAGAACCGAGAGGAAUCUGGCCGAGAAAAUGCAGCAACCUCAAAACUACCGCGGCAACCCCAACAUGGAGAGCUUAGUCGAAGCGACGGCGAACAUGAACCUGAUGCCCAACCAGGGCCGGCCGGAGGAGAACCAGCGGAAUUACCAGCCGCACCCGGACUACCAAAAGUCGUACGUGCCGAAUCAGAACAUGCAGGAGAUCCCGCCGUUCCGUCGCAACAACGACAACGGGGGAAAAUUCCAGGAGCAGUACCAGCGUCGGCAGCAGCCGCCGAACGGGUUCAUCGACCCGCAGCAGGGCGUGUACGGGGUCAAUUACCUGGGCGGGGGCUACGGGCGCCAGUACUACGGGGCCCGCCAGCCCGCCGCGCCCGGGCCCUUCCUGCCGGGGUCGCUGCUCGGCUUCCAGAAUGCGGCCGUCAACGAGCAGGCGCGCGCCAUGCUCGAGGCUUCGGACUGCAACUGGAAGGUUGGCGAUCGCUGCCUCGCGCUCUACUGGGAGGAUAAUAAUUUUUACGAGGCCGAAGUGACGGGUGUGUCGGCGAAUACAGUAGUAGUUAAAUUUUGUGCAUACGGUAAUCACGAGGAAGUUUUGAAAUCAAACUGCCUACCUUUCCCCCUUCCUGAAAUGGUUCCAGGGAUCGGCAGCAACGGGCUGGGUUACCUGGCGCGCGGCGCCGGCGUGUUCGCGGGGCGUCGGCCCUAGUGCUGCGCCGCGGCGCCGGCCCGCGCCGCCGCCAGCUGACGCCCCGCGCCCGCCACACGCCCCGACCACGCCCCGACCUACUAAAGCCUGCUCCGUGAGCACGUAGAAUCCCGUCCAAUGACCCCAAGCUACCCAUCCUUAUCGCUCGCGCGUAAUUAUAUUGCUGUCGCGACUGUGCGACGGGCGCCCGCAGUGAGUGUGCGAGCGCGACAGCAACAUAAUUACGCGCGAGCGAUAAGGUUGGGUAGCUUGGGGUCAUUGGACAAAAUUCUACGUGCUCACGGACCAGGCUUUACCAUCACUUCGACCACGAUCCGGACGGGCUCUAGCAUCCGGCCCUCGGCACCUGUGUGUAUUUGUGUUGUGACGCGUUCUACUGUCUCGUCGCCGACGAGUUCGGCUACUCGUUUGUACCGUGUCCGUAUUCUUCGUGCCCGUCGUCGCCGGUCGAGUGCUGGUGUGAGUACAGUACGGUACAGGUUUGCAAAGAAUCCGGAGACUGCGUUAGUGAGUAGCCUUGUUCGUAUACGGUCCGUGAAUGUAGUGUAAUAUUGUGUUACACCUUCACGGCGAGUACGUACUACGAGACGUCGUGUGGCUUUCCUAUAUCGAUGAUGUGAUUAUUUAGCAUAUGGACAUUUUUGCGGAAUAUUUUGUGUAUAUUUAAUUUUGGUGAUUUGUAUUGUUCCUCAGGCCACUAUACAGGUGCGUAUCAUCUGUUCCUGAUGAAGUGACGUAAUCUUAUGUCCGAUACAGAAGGACCUUAUUUGUUUGAUAAUAAAUACCUAAUUAAUACGAAAGAACUUUUUUGCUAAAAAAGGAAAGCCACUCGUCGAAGUAAGAAUAGCAACACGCAAUGUGCAUCACAAGUCCGACUGCUAAGCGUUCGAGGCCUAUUGUAUAUGAUAACUUUUGUGUAAUUAUUUGAAACGCCUCGGAGAGUAUAAUAGUUCCGAUCGCGAAGUGAACAUGAACUGUUUUUAAUGGUAAAUGUCCUAGCGAGUGCCGAAAGUUAAAAUGUUAGGUUUCAUAUUUUCAAUCUUGGAUUGAGCGAACUUUGUCAUGCAGAGAGGUUUUGGUUUAUGAAAAUUAGCUUUUCAUUCAAACUAAUUAAUGAAUAUCAAUUAAAAUGACUAACAAAAGCCAUAAAACCUCGAUAUUUGAUGAAAAAUAGCAUUUUAAUUGUGAUAAGUAGGCGCAAGCAAGUGCGGGCGCCACAGCGCUGCUCCGUUAUCCUGUUGUAAGUUAGUUAAGCCUAAUUAGAUUAUGAAUUUUUGCAAGGAGAUCUAUUUGUGUUACUGCCACAAAAUUGAUAUCAGAUUUUUGUUUAUUUUGUUAUUGUAAAAAUGAGCACUUAAACAUUCACCUGAUUAAACUCAUCGUUCUUUUAGUAUCAAUAUUUAUUAUGUUAUGUCUAUGGUUGAUUUCGUAGAUCAUCUGUUUUAUGGUUGUAAGAUAACUUAUGAAUAUUCGGGCGUUAGCUUGUUUUAUUUAUACUAUAAAAAUAUACACACAUUAGAAAUAGUAAUCAAUUAGAUACAGGAACUAUAAUAAAUGUUGUGAAUUGCACAGACAUCGUCUUCUGAGCUACAUAAAGAAAUGCUGUGACAAUAUUUGCCAAAUAUUGCGCCAUACUUGGUUGGUACAUACAAAGCGAGCCCGAUGCCGAAUGAGUCCGCUGGCCGAAUGUUCCUGAAGCCUCGCUGGCCGCUUGGCCACAGUCAAAGCAUUCUUAAUGUUUCAAUUCUAGGGAAAUUUAUUAUAAAAGUUGUAUCUCAUCAACGGAUAGAAUUAAUUUAUUGUCUAUAUAACCCGAACCGAUUAGCGAAUAGCAUGUAAUAAGUGUAUUUUGUUGUAUUUUUAGCGAAAACUUGUAAUAUAUUGAUUAUAUUUUCAGUUUUAUAUUGAAAUAUUGUUUGCAAAUAUCUGUUUUUACUACUGCUGUGUAAUUAUUAUUGAGAUAUUAUAAAUGUCUAAACUCGAAAUCGAUGAACGUGUUUUAAACUACUAAGUGUCUAUAAAGAUGUCUACGUUUAAUACUUACCGAUGGAUAAUAUAAUAUAGAUAAUUGUUUCUUAAGACGCAUUCUCUACUUGUAAGUUAUUGUUGUUUUCCUAGCUAGACACAAGGUACAUAAUUUUAAUCAAUAAUCACGUGCUAUUUUGUAGACUAUUUUAUGAAAAAUGAUUGUAUAUGAUAGCCUAUGUUCGACAAUAAAACAUUGAUAAGUUAUAUGUUUGCACCAGGAAAUGUAUUCUAUCUGCUUUGAUCUUAAGAGUUAAUUAUUGAGUCAGCUGAUACUUUGCGAGAUUACUAUUUUACGAGAAUUUGUGCAAUACUAUAAAUCUUAAUGGAUUUGUUUAUAUCUUCGCGCCACCUGGUGAAUCUUAGCGAUUAUUAUAAUUAGUGACUUGUAUUCCAGACAAGUAGUGAAUGCGACACUCUAGUAUAAGGCAGCUGUAACAGGACUUUGUUGUCGAACCAAAGCUCAAUUCCAAUAUCACUUAGUACAUAAUCAACAAUCAACAUUGCAUUGCUCACCACUAACGGGAAACAUUCGAUAUGUUUAUACAGAUUUUGUUGAUUUGAAAUAACCAUUUAUUAACAAAAAGCUAAUAAAAAAAUUGUAUUA